UGAUAAAUGUGUGAACAUUUUGUGUAUUGUUAGAUUAAGUUCAUACAUAUAUCUUUAUCUUGUACAUCAUAGAAGAUGUUGGUUUCAACAAGUUAUUUUUGUCAAUUGUGAGUGAAUGAUAUCGUAGGUGAGAAUUAACUAUGUAUCAACUGCGUUAGAAUACGUAGAGUUCGGUCGCGACGUUGGAUCGCGGAGGGAAAUCCCAGAGUUGCAUCGCAAAGUUCGGUGCUGAGGUUGGGUCACGGGGUUGGAUCGCGUAGUUGAGUUGCGAUGUCAGAUCGCGGAGCCCGGUAGUGGGGUUGGAUCGCGGAGGUCGGGUUUUGUGCUUGCGAGUGAGUGAAAGGAGGAGAAUAAAAGGGCUCCGUCCACCCCACUCAGCAUCCACACUUCUGGAGGACCUCGACCGGACAACACCUUCACUGGACCUGCUGCCUGCUCCUGGACUUCUCACUUGGACUUCUGCUCUUGGAAUCUCACCUUGCCUCCUCUUCCCGGACCUCCUUGCCUUUGUGGACUGGACCCUCUUGCUGCCUUGAAGACUACAAAUUGGGACCCCUGCUACCAGGAUGCAUCUCAACUUGCCUCUUCUGGACCUGCUCCCCUGCUACUCCACGGAUGAAGAACUUUGUUUGGAUUCUGGCUACAACACGACCAAUGUCUCGCCCUCGGACCCAUCUCCGCCGUCGCCGUGGGAUGACGAAGUCGUGGACUGGACAAGUCUCUCCUUUGAACUGAACCGCCUCCUGGAAGAAUCAACUCCUGUCGACAUUGAGGACAACAUCAGCCUCAGCCUGCCAGACCAAUCCUUCCUGACCUCGGAGGACGCCACGGUAUUGCUCACCGCCCAGGAUCCAGCCACCCAGGACGAUCUCAAACGCCUGACCAUCGUCAUCGUGGGACCCAACAACAACGUCGCUCUUCCCAUUCUCAACUGCAUGGACGUCGGCGGAAGCGGGAUUCUCUACAUCUUUCGACCCGUCAUUCCCGGAAUUUACACCGUUACGAUCUGCCACGACGCCACGCAACCCAUUCGAGGCUGCCCCCUCAGGAUCCGGUUUUCAAGAAACUAUCAGCCGUCCAUUCGCCGAAUCCUCACAUGGAAUAUUUCGGACAUGGAACAAUCUUCCGGACUUCGCAACCCGUGGGGAAUCUGCUAUAACACAAAAACGGAACAACUCUGGGUCGCUGACCGGGUCAACCACACACUUAUCGUCUACCAACCGGAUGGAUCUCUGGACUUCAUCAUUGGACAAUUUGGAGCUGGACCAGGAGAAUUCUUCAGACCCGUCGGCCUCGCCUACGAUGUCCACUCGGAUCGGAUCUUUGUUUCCGACAAGGACAACCAUCGCAUUCAGAUCUUAAACGCCAAGGACGGGUCAUUUUUGGGCGCCUUUGGGAGACGAGGACAUCUGGCUGGACAAUUCCUUUACCCGUGGGGAAUAGCCAUCUCUCCGGACGGAUCCACGGUCGCCGUGGCAGACACUCGCAACCACCGAAUCCAGUUCUUUGAUGCUGCUGGGACUUACCUUCGGGAAUUUCGAGUUGGUGGAAACUGGAAAGAACACAAGUCGGUCUUCAACUACCCCCGUGGACUGGCCUUCAACCUGACGGGGGAAGUUCUCUUCGUCUCGGACUUCAACCUCCACCAAGUGAACCAGCUGCGAUUCACGGAUGCCAAACUGACCCUGCUGCCCUUCAUCCCACCCGGAAUCCUCUAUCGCCCAUCCGGACUUCAGGUCGACGAAGCUGGGAACCUGAUCGUGGCCGACACGAGAAACAACGUCCUCCGAGUCUUCACCCCCACCGGAAUCCUCAUCCGAACCAUCACCACCAUCCACGGUCCCCUCUACGCCAACGCCAACACCAGCCUCUCAGCCCCCACGGACGUCGCCAUCCUCCCCAAGACUGGAUUCAUCGCCGCCCUCGACAACGAUGGACGCAUUACAGUGUUUUAAUGUUAAUUAGUCUGUAACCUAGUCUUAAAAAUUUAUAAAUUGUAACAGAUUGUAUUUAACACAAAAAAUUUUGACUGAUGA
Folsomia candida is the source of this 2036-nucleotide messenger RNA. RefSeq names its product protein lin-41. Gene Ontology annotation, biological process: protein polyubiquitination; proteasome-mediated ubiquitin-dependent protein catabolic process. Lineage: Eukaryota; Metazoa; Arthropoda; Collembola; Entomobryomorpha; Isotomidae. Bases 567 to 1955 code for a protein of 462 amino acids. Gene Ontology annotation, molecular function: protein binding; ubiquitin protein ligase activity. The record is from RefSeq and is a predicted model, not a curated record. The transcript has a single exon.